Molecule: messenger RNA, 3023 nt
Organism: Oncorhynchus gorbuscha (pink salmon)
Lineage: Eukaryota; Metazoa; Chordata; Actinopteri; Salmoniformes; Salmonidae
Product: probable isoprenylcysteine alpha-carbonyl methylesterase ICMEL2
Exons: 9
Coding region: 499-1617 (372 amino acids)
Source: RefSeq, a predicted model, not a curated record
UCGAUGUUCCUACUUUAGGGCAGCCUCGGAUAUCUCAAUACCGCCAUCCUGUUGUUGUAAAAUCCGCAUUUUUUUAUGUUCCAAGAAGACGUACCUUUCCAAAACCUGGAACGACAAUAUAAUACUUAAGAUCACGACAUAGCAAGUAAUAAGUAAGGAAUACGACUUUAAUUGCGACAUAUUUGGGACCAUUUUCCGGAGCCUGGAUGCUUUUUCAUAGCUGACAUUUCAUUCGGUAUUUAGACCGAAAAUAUUUUCUUAUCUUUGAACAUUUUUACAUACAACCACCAAACCUUUAAUUCCUGCAGGAAUAGGUUUACGAAGAAACAUUGUAGCCUACCCCGUCUAAACGGCACCAGUUCUAGAACCAGGACCAGUUCCAGAACCAGUUCUAGAACCAGAACCAGUUCCAGAACCAGUUCCAGAACCAGUUCUAGAACCAGAACCAGUUCCAGAACCAGUUUCAGAGAUACAUCUCUUCAAUUUGGAUCAGUAAACAUGAUUGGACUGAAGUACAAUGUGUCUCUACCCAUGGCUGCAGGGGCCCUGUUAGUGGGCAUCCCCUACUCCAUCUCUCUCGUGGCCCAGUGGAUGUAUGGCUGGCCGAACAAGCCUGGCUAUAAAAAGUACAUUGAGGCGCUGAAGCCAAGGAGGAUAUACUGUCUGACUAGAGCUGUGCUGGAGAUGCUGAAAUACUUCCAGUACGGAAAACUCUACUUCCAGUGGAAGUCCUGGUACAAGAAUGUAGAAAACCACAAGCAUUAUGAAAAGGGCAUCACGUUUGGUCGUCGUAGCAACCGGCUGGACUUGUACUAUUCUCCCACGGUGGGCCAGCCAGGCAGUGGACCGGUGCCCGUGGUAGUAUUUAUAUACGGGGGAGGCUGGGGUUCAGGGGAGAGGUCCAUAUACUGUCUACUGGCCAUGCAGAUGGCUAAGGAGCUCAGCGCAACGGUGAUCUGCCCGGACUAUUGCACCUACCCAAAGGGUAAUGUUUUGUGUAUGGUUCAAGAUAUCGCCGACUGUCUCGUUUGGGCGAGGGAGAACGGCCAUAAGUUCAACUUUGACAAAGAUAACAUGGUGUUAGUCGGCCACUCCGCUGGGGCUCACCUAGCAGCUCUCACCGUGUUGUUCAUGGUCGAGGGACGAGACGAGCUCUUUAUAGAAGACAAGAAGCAGACAGAGAUCACCAUGGCAAUCAGAGGAGUAACAGGUUUAAGUGGAGUGUACAACAUAAUGGACCACUACGAGCAUGAACAGAUGAGAGCUGUGGAGUAUGUCUCUACGAUGCACAAAGCCAUGAACGGACUAGAGAACUUCCCUUAUUAUUCACCCACACACCUACUGAAGGAAUUCAGCGAGGAGCAACUGAAAAGAGUGCCACCUUUCUGCUUGCUGCACGGAACGAGUGACAUCAUAGUUCCGGCGGCAUCUUCCCAGCGGUUCUCUGAGCUGCUCACCUCCCUCUCGAUCAAGGUGUCCCUGUACCUCAUGCCUAAAAUGGACCACACCGAGAUUGUCACCGAUCUCAUGGCGACAGACAGGCACUUCUACAACACAGUGUACAGCUGCAUCAAACAGGAGUACAGCAAGUUCAUAGGUCAGGUCUGUCACUGCUGAGCGUUCUUCUAGACCGGUCUUCUACACAACAAGGAAACUAUAACUUAACUUCAAUAACUUAUCCAUUCAUUCAUUCAUGACGUGCCGCAAUUCUUCGUUUACAUCUUUUUCAGUGCAUUAUUAUGAUACCUUGAACUUCAACCUUUUUGACUUAAAAACAUUUAGCAGUUUUAUCGCUCUGUUUUAAUCUCAGUAAUGAUUCCUCUUCUUCCUCUGGUGUUUUACUGUGUGAUUGAUGAUAGUUCCCUGAUCGUAAACAGACUGAAUGAUAUUUCUGAUAGUUCCCUGAUCAUAAACAGACUGAAUGAUAUUUCUGAUAGUACCCUGAUCAUAAACAGACUGAAUGAUAUUUCUGAUAGUUCCCUGAUCGUAAACAGACUGAAUGAUAUUCAUGAUAGUUCCCUGAUUGUAAACAGACUGAAUGAUAUUUCAUGAUAGUUCCCUGAUCAUAAACAGACUGAAUGGUAUUUUAAUAUAAUAGCUGCUGGAUCUGAUGAAGGAGAGAUACCAGGCAAACCAAACAUGCUUUUGACAUAUUUGAUCUACAGUAAGUCUGGUGUAUGAGAAUAUUGGUUUAUCUAGGAUGCCUGUGAGCUAUCCUAGAGGGCCCAGUAUACAGUAUAUAUCCAGACUCCGCCUUUAUAGAAAUAUCGUUAUAUGACGUAGACAUGAUUUCCGAUGGGAGUCGUACCGUCAACGUCUCAUGGACAGAAAAGUUUCAGAUGAGUUUAACUUUUUGAUUGGUCGAUGGAGACGUUGGCCAAUCAGACACACUCUGCACGGACCAAAAUGAAUCCCUUCUAAUUCUGUUUCCGUUCUCCACGGAUCAAUUUGGCCACGCCCUUAUAUAGCCAGUAUUAUGUGUACCAUGUGGAACCCUAAAUUGCACCCUAUUCCCUACUUGGUGCACUACAUUUGACCAGAGUCCUAUGGGCAGUGCACUACAUAGGGAAUAGGGUACAGUUGGGACAGAGACUGAUAGCAGUUCUAUUGUAUAUUUUCUACUGAUAAUCUGUUGCAUUAAUAUGGUCAACCCAGGGCACAUUACCUUGUUUAUGGUCAACCCAGGGCACAUUAUCUUGUUUAUGGUCAACCCAGGAGAACAUUACAUUAUCUUGCUUAAUUAAAUGUUAGGACAUCAACUAUAUAGUACAUGUGAUUAAAUGCAUUCAGUACAUUGUUCUACAGCGUUGGGGUCGAUUCCAUUUCAAUUCAGGAAGUAAACCUUUCAAAAGGAUUGAUGGAGGUCAUUGGAAUUUCAGGGUACUUCCUGGAGUACUUCCUGGAGUACUUCCUGGAGUACUUCCUGGAUUGACCCAAAACCUUGUUACUGUACUUAACAUGUUGAAUAUCUGCUGUUAAUAGUUAUGCAUAUUGGUUCAAUAAAGUUAUUAACACGUGUAAAA